Fomitiporia mediterranea MF3/22 is the source of this 2862-nucleotide messenger RNA. RefSeq lists its product as uncharacterized. The record is from RefSeq and is a predicted model, not a curated record. Bases 1 to 2862 code for a protein of 953 amino acids. The transcript has 3 exons. NCBI's taxonomy places the organism in Eukaryota, Fungi, Basidiomycota, Agaricomycetes, Hymenochaetales, Hymenochaetaceae.
AUGAACAAUGGGAAUGGCGCCCGUAGCGCAAGAAGCUCCCCGAGCGACGACGGCGACGGUGGAAACGACGAAGACCACACUGCUAAGCUGUCUGGUGGUAACUCACGCUUGAACGAGGAGUCGAGCAAUUCGGCCUUGCAGCGUGUUAAAAGUUUGACCCAGCGCAAUCGUCUGGUUCUAAGUAAACUGGCCUCAAUAUCUUCUGGCUCUCGUCUUUCUACACCGUCUCCGACAAAUGUGACCCGACGUUCACCUUUACAGUCUGCUACUACUGCUUCAACUUCCACUGCGCCCUCUUCACGUUUAACAAGGAGACGUUCAGAGUCAAUGUCACGGGCGUCAGGCUCGGAGACAGAACGUGAAAACGCAAAUGGAAAUAAUGCAGCUUCUGAUUCAGAAGGCUUGUCAGAGACGCCGACUUCGACGACUGGAAGUCAUUUUCGAUCCGCGAGUAUGGCAGAACGACGGACAUCCUCUUCUGCUUUUGGCGAGUCCAAAUCGGCUUUCUUAGAUCGUUCAGUACGAGAGCGGUCAGCUGAACCAAGUGAUGUGUCCAAACAACGCACAAGACCCGAAAGUCGUGCCGAUGAUAUCGAAGCUGCUGCACUUGCAGCGGUGGCUCAGUCUCGGCGUGACAGUCCCAUUGACGCAAGGCGAAGACAACCAUUGCCUCGCGAAUUCCUCGGUGGAGGAGGUGGUGGUAAUGGUGAAUCUUCUACACAAUUUCCUCAAACACCGCGACGAGAACGUACUGUUUCGGGUGCAUUCUCAGCUCAGGACUCGCCCUCGUCUUCCCGUGCAACACUCCACGACUCUCCGAUGACUCCGAGGACACGAGCUCAGAGAUUCUCGUCGAUACGAGAAAUUACACGUAAACACCAAACACGAUGGUUGUCACAGGACAUGUCUCCUCUGAAGAACGGAUCGGACGAAGAGGCUCCAUCUCCGUCCCGUCGGGUUAUUAAUGGUGACAGUCCAAGACGCAAUUUUGUGGGAGAGAGCUUGCGUGCUGCGGGACUAGUCAAAUUACGGGAGGAAGGUGGUGAAGAUGUUUUCGGCGAGGGCGGCAGAAGACUCCGUAUUAGCAGUGAAGUUGGUGCACGACCCUUGACGAGUCGGCUAGAACCUUCUUCAAGGCCUGGUACACGAUUCAGCGAGCGUCCAGCGAUUUCUGAUAACGAACGUCACAUUGAGCCUCGCACACCCGCCAAUCCGACAUACAUUGCGCAACGGAAUGCCCAAACUGCAAAAGCCGAAAGGCCAUCAACUUCCAUGGCAGCAUAUCGCGAGGAGCCGCGAACGGCACCUCCCGCACUGCGUACCUACAAUUCUGCGUACGUAAUAACAUCUGAUCGGGAUAGAGACCGGCAAGUUGGCGAUGUAUCUUCUCGUCCAUCAUCUCAAGUUCGCAACUAUGGAAAUGUCUCGUCCGCAGCUGGUGAACGCAGUGGCUCAUCCGCUGCAGUUGGACGCUCGACUGCUAGUCCACAUAACCUGUCUUCUGCUGCUGGGGCGGAUGUUGUGCCAGAACAUACGCGUUUGAUGCUGGAGUCUCUGGGAAUGUUCGAAUCUCAAUUAUCUCGACUGCCCUCGUUAGGAAACACGACAAUGGUGACCAUCCCUGAAUUAUUCCGCUCAGCACAAAACAUCGUUCAUGCCGCCGAUGCAUUGAACAACAUGCUUCGGAGGGGCAAUUCGCAUGCUCUCGACGAGCAGAUUGAUGCAGAACUUGGGGAGGAUGGUCGAGCAGUUGACCUCGUUAGCCUUUGGAGGGACGUCGGAGCAGACUAUAGAGAGAGCGUCCGUGUGAGCGAUGAACUUGUAAGAACAAUGACGUCCUUCCUUCUGGGGGUUGGAAAAGUUCUGCGCGAAUCGGCGGCAGAAAGCAUGCAUAAUCGGACAGCGUCCCUUGACGACGGUGCAAUGCGGCGACGUACGCCAGAGGUCGGUCCAAGCGCUGAUGGUCGCAAGUCGGAAAGUAGUAGACUAUCCUCUGAAGGGAAUCGUAGCAGUCUGGAUGGUAAGACCCGGUGGAACGCCUCGUCGGGUGAGAUGGGGAGAACGACGACGUCCUUCACGUCCCUACACAGUGCAUCAUCUACGUCCUCUUUCCGACCCGCGACGAUUUCGAAGGCACUUGCUGACGCAGAGCUUGGCCAUAGAUCGUCGGACUCUAUUGGCGAUAAUGAAUUAUCAUCUCGGAAGUUGAACAGGUUAUCACUCACAGGCUCGCGGCAUCUAGACUCCCUCCAAGACUUGCGUGACUCCAAGGCACGUACUAACCAGUAUUCAAAUGCGGAUGAUGACCCGGUGGAUUCGCCCUCCGCGGCUGCUACGGCCCGACACCAGGGAACUCUCCCGCGUCGUUCCAACACUGUUGCUGUUCCCCCUGCCCUACCAACGCUUGUUUCUGAAUCACUCCUCUCCCGACGAACAUCAGAAAAAGCAUCUACUGUCAGUCGGCGUCCAAAGACUUCGGGUCCUGGUAGUCGAGCGGCAACUUCACUGUUCCAGACGUUAUCUGGGACGGCAGAGCCGACAAUUGCAAUCAACAAGACGCAAGCUUCUCCUGAACGUCCUAGACACGCACCUACGUCUUCAAUGUCUCGUACGUUCUCACGAACCGGUGGAGCGGCAGCCGCAGGUUUGCAGGAGCAGAUAGAACGCGACGUUCGGAAACGCACGGUCUCAGGGAGUUCUGCAGUUGAGUCUGAGGUACAAUCUGUUCGCAAUUCUUCGGAUAUCGAGCGAGUGGAGCGUCGUCCUCGAGCUUCGCUAGAUAGCAACAUCAGUGGAGCGUCCUCGACGCGUUUUUCGCGUGAUCGGAGAGGCACAGUUACCAGUCUGUUCUCUAGAUCUUAA